CUUUAUCAACAACACCCCCUAUCUCUGUAUCUCACAUAUCAUCACUCCUCCAAACUUACCGCAACCCAAUACCUAAAAGCUCCCCCCAUUAGCUUGUCAAAUCGACCUUUCACAUCGUCAUCCUCUUUAUCUGGAUCUAGGGCUAGCAACUCACGAGAAGAGCAAUGUCCUCAAUCUCCCAAAAUGGACAACUGGGACAACCUCUCCCCUGCCAGCAAAAUCAAGUGGCUGCUAAGUUCUGGGAUAGCAGCUGGGGCUGGGUGAUUUACCGAUGCACCUAUGCACCUGAGCUAGCUGCGCGCUGGGAGACCUUUAAGCGUCUUGUUGAUGAGAAGAUGCGCGAAUUUGUUGCCCAAUCUGACGCGCCUGAGAUUGUCGACCAGCUUGAAUGGGUGUUUGUCGACCAGGACCCAGAGCUUGAGGGUGCGUCGCUGGAUAAGCUUAAGCGUAGGUAUAGGGCAUGGGCGCGCGAGGAAAAUCAGAACCUAAAUUAUGAUAUCGAUCAUAUGCCUGUUGGUGUCAGUCGCGGGUCAAGGUAUACUUAUUUUAUUCAGGUUGAUGAGGAGGCAUUACGGAGUUUGCCAGUGGAUAAGGGGGAGGUUAGCAAUCUAACAACCUGUGAGAGAGCCUGAACUUUAUGUUGACUUGGAUAAUGAGGAGGCUUGGUAUGCAAUAUACUCGCCGCCGCCACAUGGCAUGUGUGUUGGCUAGCCAGCCAGCCAGCCUAAAGAAGCAUGUUAGUUGGGAGCGACAGAUGUAUUCGUUUCAUGAGCAGAUGAUCAAAAACAGCGUCAGGGUGGUGGGUUGAUGCAUAUUGCAUUGACA
This is a messenger RNA of Phialemonium atrogriseum, 825 nucleotides long. RefSeq lists its product as uncharacterized. The transcript has 2 exons. The coding region runs from base 165 to 632 and encodes 155 amino acids. The record is from RefSeq and is a predicted model, not a curated record. NCBI's taxonomy places the organism in Eukaryota, Fungi, Ascomycota, Sordariomycetes, Cephalothecales, Cephalothecaceae.